This is a messenger RNA of Lagenorhynchus albirostris (white-beaked dolphin), 1134 nucleotides long. RefSeq names its product RIB43A domain with coiled-coils 2 (gene RIBC2). NCBI's taxonomy places the organism in Eukaryota, Metazoa, Chordata, Mammalia, Artiodactyla, Delphinidae. The transcript has 7 exons. The coding region runs from base 1 to 1134 and encodes 377 amino acids. The record is from RefSeq and is a predicted model, not a curated record.
AUGGAGGUAGCGCAGCUCAAGGACCUGGAGGAGAACUUCGGCCUGGCCAAAAGGAGAUAUGAGGAGCUGCGCAGGCAGGAACGGAUCUUCAAUGCCAGGAACAGGAUCAUCGGGGGAGACACAGAAGCCUGGAAUGUUCAGGUUUGUGACCAGAAGAUAAAAGAAGCAACUGAAAAAGCUAGACAGGAAGCCUUUGCUGCUGAAAUGAGACAAAAUGACAAGAUCGCAUGCAUAUCAGAAGACCGGGAAAGGAGAGAUAGGAAAAAUCUCUGUAAAGCUAUCAAUGAUUUCCAACAGAGCUUUCAGAAGCCAGAAACUCGCCGUGAAUUUGACCUCUCCGACCCCCUAGCCCUUAAGAAAGAUCUUCCAGCCCGGCAGUCAGAUAAUGAUGCUCGGAAUACAGUAUCAGGAAUGCAGAAAUUCAUGGGAGAGGAUUUAAACUUCUAUCAGAGGAAGAAAUUCCAAGAGGAACAAAACAGGGAAUGGUCCUUGCAACAGCAAAGGGAAUGGAAGAUGGCCCGCGCCAACCAAAAAUGCGCAGAGGAUCUCUACCUGAAGACAAGGCUGCAGUUUGACGAAACAGCCAAGCAUUUACAGAAUCUGGAAAGCACCACCAGAAGGGCGGUUUGUACAGCUGUGAAAGAAUUCAACAAGAACCAGGCCUUGGAGUCAGCGGAAAAGAAAAUCCAACAGAAAAAACAGGACCAAGAGGACAACCUGGCCGAGAUCUCCAACCUGCUGCGUGGGGACCUGCUCUCGGAGAACCCGCAGCAGGCAGCCAGCUCCUUCGGGCCCCAUCGCGUGGUCCCCAACCGCUGGAAGGGCAUGAGCCGGGAGCAGCUGGAGCACAUCCGCCUGCUUCAGAAACAGCAAGUCCAGGAGAAGCUGAGGCUCCAGGAAGAAGAGCGCCAGCGAGACAUGGAUUGGGACCGGCAGAGGGUCCAGCGGGCUCGCGCCGCCUUGCUGCUUGAGCGACAGCAGCAGUGCCAACGGCGUGACCUGCGCAGAGCCCUGGACUGCAACAACCUCAGCCUGGCCAAGGAGCAGCUUUCGCAGAAAAAAUAUAUGAAGGAAAUCUGUACAAAUCAUCUCACAGAAGAUUAUUUCGCACAAUUUAAUACAAGAAGUCGAUAA